Molecule: messenger RNA, 2390 nt
Organism: Haplochromis burtoni (Burton's mouthbrooder)
Lineage: Eukaryota; Metazoa; Chordata; Actinopteri; Cichliformes; Cichlidae
Product: prune homolog 2 with BCH domain
Exons: 9
Coding region: 459-2390 (643 amino acids)
Cellular component (GO): cytoplasm
Molecular function (GO): exopolyphosphatase activity
Source: RefSeq, a predicted model, not a curated record
AGAGCCAAACCAGCAGCGUGCUGUAACGUAAAGCUGGAGCGCUAGGCUGCACUCAUCACUCACUAAAUUCAGUAUGGUCUCAUCUGAGGCUGUAUGGGAUAGGAUAGGGAUGUGUUAAUGUGCACGGGGAGGAGGGGUUGAGCGGGGGAGAAGGACGAAGGGCGGGGAGGGGGGCUCCUACCACCGCAGGGUGCGCGGCUGAAUCACCGAGCGCGCCUCCGUCGGAUCUUCUCUUCCUACCGUCACACCCACUGCUCGGUGUUGUGGGUUCGCCCCGUUGAGAAGGGGAGGACCGACGUCUCUCGCGGCAGCAGCGAGUGCUGCAGUGCGAGCGCAGCGGGGGACUCGGAAGCGAGGAGAGAGGGGGGAGAAAAAACACAAGCCCACAUCAGCCGCCUUAUUGCCGAAACUUGGUCUAUGGAGAGAUCUGCAACAGCGCCGUAGCGACGCAGGCCGACAUGGAAGAGUAUUUGCGGAGGGUCCAGAGCAGACUCGGGGCAUCAGAGGGUCCCGUCCAUGCUGUUUUAGGUGGACCUGAGCCAGAUGUUGACACUGUAGCAGCAACACUGUGCUUAGCUCUACACCUCAGCCAGAGAGAAUCAUCAGGUGGAGUGUGUGUGCCGGUGCUGUGUGGCUGCAGAUGUGACACCGUGUUGCCCGAGGAGACGGCGAGGUAUCUGAAGAGGGUGAAGCUUUGUGAGAGCUUGCUGCUUUGGAGAGACGAUGUAGACCUCAUGAGACUACAUCGCGCCAAAAGGCUCUCGCUCACACUGCUGAGAAAUGGACUGCUAGACAGCUCUGAGUGCCGCACUCUGGAGUCCAGCAUCCAGCGAGUGGUCUAUCAUGACGGGCAGCAGGACGCGGGGGAUGAUGGGGCAUUGUCCGCGGUGACGACAGUCACCAAAGAGAUUCUUCAAGAGGCAGCAGAGCACAUCAGAGCAACGCUGGGGGAGAUUCUUGGAGAGGCCCUGCGACUCCAGACAGAAGCCUUUUGGAUGAAACAUGGCCGUCAUUCAGCACAGCUGGAGGAGCUCGUGAAAUCCUUGGAGCAAUGGGGGGAAGUCGCUGUUGGUGAGCACAAUGAAGUGAAGUUACAAGACUUGAUGCAGCAGCUGACUCUGGAGGUAAAGGAGUUUUCGGAUGGAGAGAUGACCGUAGUACUCACUUCGAUGGCUACAGAUAAGGAGGACUGGCAUGAUUAUCUGGAUGUGCUUAAAUCGUUCAGUCACCACCAUAGGUUCGAUGGUAUUGUGGUUCUCUUAUCCGUCAGUGAUUCAGUUCACCAUCCCCGCCAGCAGGUGGCUGUCUACUCAAACAACACAGAUAUCCUGAAACAGAUCUGCUCCGAGCUUGAAGAAUCCUCCAGUUGGUCUCUUUCUGGUGAACUGGAGGCUCUGGAGAGUCUUCAGGUUUAUCAUAUUCCACUGAACACCUCUGCAUCCUCUGGUUGUCCACCACUGCUCGCGGAGGAGAUCCAGGGCAUCCUUAAGGACUUUGUCGACCGGCGUAGUUCUGUUUUAGCCUGCCACCCCAGCAGUAGGACUUCUUCCACAGACGGAGUAGCAGGCAGUGUGGAGUUCUCCCAGGGAUCAUCUGGCAUCAAUGACAUGGAUGGUUCUGAUAUAGAGAGAGCAGAAGGAGGCAAUGGCGACACAGUGGCAAUAGCAAGGGUAAUGGGAGAUGGUGAAGAGGACGCAGGAGGUGCAGGAGUCAAUGUCGGUGGGGAGCUAGUGAGCCCUGACAGCGGAAUGACCACCAUUCGUAGCAGCCGCUCCUCCAAAGAGAGUUCGAUUUUCCUUAGUGAUGACAGUCCGGUGGGUGAGGUGAUAGCUGGUGGUGGUCCAGCAGCAGGGCCAGGAGGACUCUUUCUGAGAAACCCCUCUCCUUUGGGGUUGUUAUCUCUUUCCCCUCCUGUCCCACCAGAGAGGAAGAAACACCGCUCGAGCAGACACAGGAGCGAUAACUUUGACCUGUUUCAUUUUGACCCGCUGCAUAGCAGUGACCAGUCUACGCCAGUAGGAGGAGAAGUGGCAAAUUCUGGAGAAACAGGAUAUGAAGAUGAAAGAAGAGCAGGGAGCUCUAGUCUGUCAGAGCUCGAUGAGCUAAGCUUUCUUGAUUUCUCUGCUCCCAACUCAGUGGGAGGUCUGGAAAGUGGAAAUUGUUCAAUUGAUCGCCGCGGUUCAAGCCAUGGGAACGAGAUGAUUGACACCGUGGUCCCUCCAACCCCGGUCAACAGCCUGGUUGGUAGCCGCCCACCCAGCAGUUGUGGCGUCAGGUUCUUUCCAGAAGAUGUUGUUGAAAGGAUCAAUUGCCUACAGCAUAAAGACAGUGUGUCAUCUUCUUUGUCCGAGACCUGGGAUGAACUGGGCUUUGACACACAAGGAGCAUAG